GAUGUCAUAAGUGCCAGCCAGCCAGGAGAAUUCCGAGAAGCUGAGUUUUCCCAUUUGAAGGUCAGGGGAAGUUAUCAGCCUGCCUACCACAACCAGCAUGCCAUCUGUCAGCCAUCGGUGACCAGAGCCAGUAAGGGAGGAGGGUGCCACCCCUAGCUCCCUGUGGGGCAAGCAAAGUGAGAAAGGAUAGAAAUGGGCCCUAGACAAAGCCUUGGGACACAAAACCCCCAGUUAGGGGACUGAGGAGAAUGCUGACCAGGAGAACCAGGAAAGAGCAGUGUCACAGAGACAGGGAGGAGAGAAUCCAGGAGGAGAGGGUGGACCAGUAGGGCCAGAUGCUGCCGAGAUCCAGAAGGAUGAGGCCUGAGAAAAGACCGUCAGAUCUGGCAACUCUGGGACAAACAGUCUCCAUGUUCCAGAAAAGGGUAAAACUGAAAAUACUCAAGAAAAGGAACCUAAAGCAGAAACUCAUCCACCCAAAAUGGGGGAAGAUGGUCAUGCUCUCUGGACCGUGCGGCGGGAUGGAGAAGUCCGACUAAGAAUAGAGAAAUUUGGCUUUGGGAGUGAGACUCCGAUGACCAUCCAUCAGUUCGUGAAGGAAGCAGUUGUCAGAUAUGGCCAGUACAUGGCUCUUGGAUCGAAGAAGAAAGACCGCUGGCACAUGUUGUCUUACACAGAGUAUUACUACGAGUGCCGGAAGGCUGCCAAGUCUUUUCUCAAGCUUGGCCUUGAGCGCUUCCAUGGCGUGGGGAUCCUGGGAUUUAAUGCCGCAGAGUGGCUCAUCGCUGACAUUGGCGCCAUUUUCGCUGGGGGAUUGGCUGUUGGCAUUUAUACCACUAAUUCUCCUGAAGCUUGUGAGUACGUCCUUAACCACUCUCAGACCAACAUCUUGGUGCUGGAGAAUGAAACACAGUUACAGAAGAUUCUCCAGAUUAAGGAAAAAUUAAGUCAUCUGAAAGCAAUUAUCCAGUACAGGGGGAAGAUCAAAGAAAAGGCUCCAGACCUUUAUUCCUGGGAUGAAUUCAUGGCCCUGGGGAAGGAUGUGCCCGAUGAAAAGCUGGAAGAAAUCCUCGACUCACAGAAGCCCAACCAGUGCUGCACACUGAUCUAUACCUCAGGGACCACCGGGCAGCCUAAGGGGGUGAUGCUCAGUCAUGACAACAUCACAUGGACGUCCGGCAUGGCCACAAGCAGCCUGACCUUGAAUUCCCCUCCGAGCCAUCAGGAGAUUGUGGUGAGCUAUCUCCCCCUCAGCCAUGUGGCGGCCCAGAUGAUGGACAUCUGGUUACCCAUGAAGAUUGGGGGGACCACAUACUUUGCUCAGCCUGAUGCACUCAAGGGCACCUUGUCCACGACCUUACGGGAGGUGAGGCCCACGGCCUUCCUGGGUGUGCCCCGUGUCUGGGAGAAGAUGCAGGAGAAGAUGAAGGAAGCUGGCGCCAGUUCUUCCUCGUUCAAGAGGAAGGUGGCCACGUGGGCCAAGUCUGUUGGUCUUCAGCAAAACGUGAAACGGAUGAACGGGGAGUCCGAUUUUUCCCUGCGGUACCAUCUAGCCAAGUGGCUGGUGUAUUCCAAAGUCCAAUAUGCCCUGGGCCUAGACCGCUGUGCUCAGUACUUCAGCGGGGCUGCGCCCAUCACCAAGGACACCCUGGAGUUUUUCCUGAGCUUAGACAUCCCCGUGUGCGAGCUGUACGGCAUGAGUGAGAGCACAGGGCCCCACACCAUCACCCACCGAGACUGCUUCCGGCUGAUGAGCUGUGGGAAGGUAAUGCACGGCUGCAAAAACAUGAUCUACCAGAAGGACCACGAGGGCGUCGGGGAGGUCUGCUUCUGGGGCCGCCACGUCUUCAUGGGCUACCUCGACAUGGAAGAAAAGACCAGGGAGGCCAUCGAUGAAAAGGGCUGGCUCCACUCGGGAGACCUCGGGAAGAUGGACAGCGAGGGCUUCCUUUAUAUCACCGGCAGGAUCAAAGAGCUCAUCAUCACGGCUGGAGGGGAGAACGUCCCCCCCGUCCCCAUCGAGGACCUGGUCAAGGAGAAGAUCCCCAUCAUCAGCUUUGCCAUGCUGGUGGGCGACAAGGCCAAGUUUCUCAGCAUGCUCCUAACUCUUAAGUGCCAGGUCAACCUAGACACUGGGGAACCUGAGGAUGACCUUUCACCCGAAGCCCUGGAAUUUUGCCGGAAAUUGGGGAGCAAAUCAAAAAAAGUAUCAGACAUUGUGAAUGGCAAAGAUCCCCUUGUCUAUGAAGCCAUCGAGAAGGGCAUUGAAGCGGUCAACAAGGAGGCUACCUCCAAUGCCCAAAGGAUCCAGAAGUGGAUGAUAUUAAAUAAGGAUUUUUCCAUUGUUGGUGGAGAGCUGGGUCCCACUACAAAACUGAAGAGGCCCGUAGUGGCCAAAAUGUACCAAGAACAGAUCGAGAGCUUCUACCAAUAGCUUCAGGCCGCCCGGCUGGGGACUGGUUUUCUUUGUAAAGCUUUAGUUUUUCCAGCCUGGGAGGCUGUGUAGUGAACAUUUCCAAUCCUACAGACCGGCGCUGAUACCUCUGCCCAGGCCCACACGUCCAUCUGAAGACGCGCUUCUCUGGGAGUGAAUGAAGAGAAGAGUAUUCUUAUUUGUAUACAUGUUGUCCAUUAUAUCUCUGGGUGCUUAGCCUUCCAUGUGGUCCGAGUACUUCCUGGAGCUUCAGGAUCGGGGCUCUGGGUGGGUGGGCCCAGCUACCUCCGCCCUUCCCUGCCGGCCCCCCAGGGGAGCCCCUGCCUCAAACAUGGGAAAUUAUUUAUUCUCUACCAAAGUUUUUCAGCAUUGAAUGUCAAGUACCUUGUCUGCCUGCACCCAGCACAGAGGCGUAGAGAUGGGGGAAUGAGCCUCUUGUGUCGAGCAGAGAGCUUUGGAUGUUAAACACACAAACUUCUCUCUCUCUCUUCAGCUUUCUCAGGGCACAUCCAGGGGAAGAGGGGGAGUCACAGCAUCACAGCAGGCAAACAGGAGUCCUCCCCUCUUCUCUCCCCCCCUCCCCACCAUUUCACCAUCAUGAUGGGAAUUCCCUCUAGUCCCUUGGCUGUCACUGGGCCCCAAUCUGCACAACUGAUGUACUCGUGGGUCUCUCAGCCCCUUUGGCUCUUUCCCCUCCUGGCCCAGACAAGAACUGUCAGACCCUCUAAUAAACUGAGACCAGCUUUACUGCAUUAGUGCAACAGCUGAGCCAGGGACCAGAUGAUCCUGAGAAACCAUGAAUGGAUAGUAGAUUCCAGAGUUAUUUCCCCAUGGCCCUUUGUUCCUUUUAUGUGGCCCAAUAUACAUACAUUUCAGGGAUUUGACUCCCUCCCUGGAAUCCACCAAAGACAAAGUAGAGCAUGGAAUAAAGGGCCAUUUCAGGAGGGUGGCAGCCAGGGGCACUGCCCGCUUUGUACAGGUUGAGUUUUUUAUAUAGGGUAUUGGAUUUAUGAUGAGUCAGGACCACCUUUGGGAACCCACUCCAUCAUUUUGUAGAUAAAGAACAACGGGGUCAGAAUGAGUUCCCCAAAGUGAAACAAGGUUAUAAGGGAUAGAGGAGGGAUUCAGACUCUGCUUCUCAACUGCAAAACCCCUGCUCCUUUUCCUCUCUAGUUCCAAGGAAGGAAAGCAGGUCACCUUCCCAUAAUUUUGAUACUAGUGGUGCACACCUGUAAAAUCAUGGGACUGGUUGAAAUGGCUUUCAACUCCUCCCCUGCAAUUCCCGUUUGAUGCUCAGGAACAUUUUAUGGAGUCCAACCUCUGCCUAACACGGCGAUGAUGAAAGUUUUAGAAAUCAAAGCAAACUGUGGCUGGGUCCUCCAGCCCUUUUGAAGCAGCGGGAGCCCUGAGGAUUUCCCCAUCUUUCCGGUAAUGGAUGAGCACCAUCCUAGUCGUGAUAGUUGACAUCUAUUUGGGGCUUGAAGAUCUGCAAAGGAUUCUUAUUUGGGGUCUCAUCUCGGAGGAAGGAGGUGCUCCUAUUGCUGUUGUAUAGAUAGGGAAAUUGAAGCAAGGGACGUAUAUAGCUAAGUAUCUGAGGCUGGAUUUGAAUUUGGGUCUAUCUGCCUCUCAAGUGUGGCCUGGUGCACUGUCACUUUGGGCUUGGCUCCGCUAAGUGCAUCCGUAUCCUUUGUGAAAACCAGGCUGACAAAUUGGAGACACCUUGCUGAUUUAAAAGGCUUGCUGGUGGGUUGUAUCAGCAGGUGACAGGGUCUGGCAGGGGCCUUAGCCAUUUUGGAGUGAUCUUUUCAAGAGACAAGGCCGGUCUUCACCAAGUAGCUCAGGAAACCAGCAGUAAGCCCUUGCCUAACUACCUGAGAUUUGUGUCCUCCAGAUAGAUGGAUAAAGCUCCAUUAUCUCUGGGGUUACUUUUCGCAGGGACCAUCUGUCAAUAAAGCAUUUCUUUAACCAGUU
Molecule: messenger RNA, 4405 nt
Organism: Sarcophilus harrisii (Tasmanian devil)
Lineage: Eukaryota; Metazoa; Chordata; Mammalia; Dasyuromorphia; Dasyuridae
Gene: ACSBG2
Product: acyl-CoA synthetase bubblegum family member 2
Exons: 15
Coding region: 482-2434 (650 amino acids)
Cellular component (GO): membrane; endoplasmic reticulum
Molecular function (GO): long-chain fatty acid-CoA ligase activity
Source: RefSeq, a predicted model, not a curated record